UUUGGGCUCAUUGCCCCUCAACCCAGAUACCACCCUGGAGAUCUUAAAGACUCUCGAGAAAAGCCAUGUGGGGGGCUGGUUCCCUUGGGGCUUCCUCCCGUCCCCCGACUGCCUUAUCCUUUGGAGCGUUCCCGAUGUCUGCAAAGAUGUGGAUCUGGACGUCCUUGUGGAAGCCUUAAAGCCCGUGGGGACCUUUAAGAAGAUUGGCAAGGUGUUCCGGAAGGAGGAAGACUCCACGGUGGGGAUGCUGCAGAUCGGGGACGAUGUGGAUUAUUUGCUCAUCCCCCGCGAGGUCAGGCUGGCCGGUGGAGUCUGGAGGGUCAUCUCCAAGCCUGCCACCAAAGAAGCAGAAUUUCGGGAGCGGCUGAUCCAGUUUCUAGAAGAAGAGGGCCGAACUCUCGAGGACGUGGCCCGCAUCAUCGAGAAGAGCACUCCGCACCCGCCCCAGCCCCCCAAAAAGCCCAAGGAGCCCCAAGUGAGAAGGAGAGUCCAGCAAAUGGUAACUCCUCCGCCGCGCCUGGUCGUGGGCACGUAUGACAGCAGCAAUGCUAGCGAUAGUGAGUUCAGUGACUUUGAGACCUCCAGAGACAAGGGCAACAAAAGCUCGAGGCAGACCAAAAAGGUGCGCAAAAUGCCUGUCAGUUACUUGGGCAGCAAAUUCCUUGGAAGCGACCUGGAGAGCGAGGAUGAUGAGGAACUGGUCGAGGCCUUCCUCCGGAGAGGGGAGAAAAAGCCCAGCGCACCUCCUGCACGCCCCCGCCUCAAACUGCCAGUGCCGAUGUUUGAGGACAACCUGGGGCCCCAGAUGUCCAAGGCUGACAGGUGGCGAGAGUAUGUCAGCCAGGUGUCCUGGGGGAAGUUGAAGCGCAGGGUGAAGGGUUGGGCUCCAAGGUCCGGCCCCGGGAUGGGCGAGGCCCCACCGGCCCCAACCCCAGUGGAGAGAAAUGGGGCAUCAUUGCCCAGCAGCACCAGCCGCGGGGAUAAUGUGGGAAAUGCUGCAGAUGGUCGCAUGCCUGAGACCUCCCCCAGACGAUGGAGGCCCAAGGUCAACUGGGCCUCUUUCAGGCUCCGCAGGAAGGAGAAGGCAGCAUCCAUGCAGCAAGGGGCAGAAGUGCAGGCUGACCAGGGGGCAGAGGCUGCAGAUAAUCAGAGGGCUGAGGAUAUAGAUGACCAGAGGGAAGGGGCCCCAGCUGUCCAGGGAGAAGAGGCUGCCCCUGACCAGGAGGAAGAGGCUGCAGCUGACCAGGGGGAAGGGGCUGUAGCUGACCAAGGAGCAGAGGCCCUGGUUGAUCAAAGGGCAGAGUCUGCGCAUAAUCAGAGGGCAGGGUCCCUGGGUACCCAGGAAGCUGAAGCUUCAGCUGCUCAGGGGCCCACAGGAGCUAGGGCCCGGAAACAGGUCAAGACAGUGAGGUUCCAGACCCCUGGACGCUUUUCAUGGUUUCGAAAGCGCCGAAGAGCCUUCUGGCACACUCCCCGGUUGCCAACCCUGCCCAAGAGAGUCCCCAGGGCAGGUGAGGCCAGGAGCCUCAGGGUGCUGAGGGCUGAGGCCAGAGCAGAAGCAGAGCAGGGAGAGCUAGAAGACCAGCUGUGAGGUGAGGGCCUGGGUCUUAGAGCACCCCCUGCCCUCCUGCUUGAAAAUGGAGGUGGAGAAAGGGGCAGAGAGUGCCUGCCAC
Molecule: messenger RNA, 1673 nt
Organism: Otolemur garnettii (small-eared galago)
Lineage: Eukaryota; Metazoa; Chordata; Mammalia; Primates; Galagidae
Gene: CCDC8
Product: coiled-coil domain containing 8
Exons: 1
Coding region: 245-1591 (448 amino acids)
Biological process (GO): microtubule cytoskeleton organization; regulation of mitotic nuclear division
Cellular component (GO): 3M complex
Source: RefSeq, a predicted model, not a curated record